AUGCGAGUGGAGCCUACAGUUGUCACUUACGCCGCUGUGAUCGCCUCCUGCGAAGCGGGCGGCCGCUGGCAGCUGGCCUUGGAUUUCCUUCGCGAGAUCCGCCAUCGCAAGCUCCAGGGUAAUCUCGUUGCAUUCAAUGCUGCAGUGAGUGCCUGCGAAAAGGCGAGCCAAUGGACCUGGGCUUUGCAAAUUCUGGAGGAUGUGACCUCAUUCGCACUGCAGCCCAAUGUCAUCACAUGCAGUGCGGCGAUCAGUGCUGGUGAGAAGGCCGCAGAGUGGGCGCCAGCCCUGUCGGUCUUAGAAGAUGCAAGGAGCCAUAAGCUCCGGCCAAAUCUCGUGGCAUAUAACGCCUUCUUGGGGGCUUGUCAGAAUGCUUGGCAGUGGGAGAGGUCCUUGGCAACACUUGCUACAUUGGAUGCUGACGUUAUCUCACUGACUUCGGCAGUGAGUGCAAGCGGAGAUGCCUCUCAGUGGCCAAGGGCUGCAGGAAUGUUUAGGGAGAUGCACUGGAGGCAGAUUGAGUCGGACUUCUCGUUCCUGAGUGCCACCACUUCGGCCAAAGCGGUUGCAAGCAGCUGGCAGAAAGCAGUUGAGAUGCAAGAGAUCUUGGUGUUGAUGCAUCAAACGCCUGGAAUCGGCUUCUUCAACUCCUUGCUUCAUGCAUGCCACCAGGGUAGCGCCUGGCUGCAGAGUGUUCAACUGCUCACGGAGGAACGCCGCUUUGGUGCUCGGCCAGACGAGCUGGGCCUCUCCGCAGUGCUAUUGGGCUGCGUGUCACAGCGAGCCUUCCGCGCAGCACGGAGGUCAGACCAGGCACCCUGCGAAGUGGGCAUCUCAGGUGAGCAGGUGAAAGACCUCCUUUGGGCCUGUAGAGGCCGGGAAUUCGUCUUUUCGGAGCCGCUUCCGUGGGCAGUGGCCGUGACACGAGCCGGCCACGGUAAGGAGCCGCAGGCGGCGGUGGCAAAGGCCCCUGGGGUGCCACCGCGAUUCAACAACCACCAUGGAAUCAAAGGAAUGAACAGUAUGACAAGCGUUCUACUUGCUGUAUCCAUGGAAAAGCUGGAGAUGCGUUUGGUGUAUUCCUACAAAGCCUCCGUAUUUGAGAUCACGAAUAUGACCCGGAUGACCAUGCAGCUGGUCAAAGAUGAACUUGGUCAGGAGCGCCCUGUCGAGCCAGCUGAUACGACGGCCGCAGACGUUGCCGCACAAGUCGCCGCCCAAAGGAUCGAAGAGCCCGUUCCUCCGCGGGAGCGCCGGGAGCGCAGGGCAUCCGAAGAGUCCGAGGAUGUGGUGCAAAGCCUGAAGUCCACCUUUGAUAAGGAGAUUUUCGACCACCACGAUGGCGAUGGCUCCGGUCGCUUGAGUUUCGAUGAGAUCAUCAAGGUCAUUGAGACCUUGAUGGAGGAGCAAGUGCCCGACGAGGACACUGUUAAGAACCGCAUCCAGUCUGGACAAACCAAGCAGUUUGUCCCUCAUGGACUCUUCGACUUGAACUUCGAAGACUUCCUUGUGUGGUAUUCGCCUCUUGAACGGAAAGUGCUCGGGCAUCGCUUGCGUUCCUUUUCGGUGCAGGAGAAGCGGAUGCGAAAUUUGGCCAAGCUCAAUGGCCUAGAUGCUUUGUGCAUGGAUCGUGUCGAUGAGGAGGAGUUCGAGAACGUUUUGCGAGAAGCCAGCACGACCUGCUUCUUCUGGAGGGAGAUCGAUGAAGAUGAGUCUGGCAAGGCAACUUUCGUGGAGUUCUUGAACUUCUGGUCUAGCCGGCACGAUGAGAUGGUUCUUUUUGCCUUGAUGCGUCGCUUUGGCCAGUCAGAGGCUCAGGGCGAGUGA
This is a messenger RNA of Durusdinium trenchii, 1827 nucleotides long. The record is from the annotation of a GenBank genome assembly. Lineage: Eukaryota; Dinophyceae; Suessiales; Symbiodiniaceae.